ACGCGGAAGUCGACGACACGACCCAAGCGAACUCAGGUUGUUUUUUUAAAACUUCUAAUGCUGGAUUGACAUCAACAAGAGGAUUUAUGGGUUUGGCUCUCGUCGACAUGCUAACGGCUAUAACCAUCCCCGUGCUACUGCUCCUCUGCGUGCACGCGGUAGAUGGCGCAGAGAAACGCUCGGAUACGCAGACCGUGUCCGGCAGUGUCGUGCUGAAGGAGGGAACCGAUGCACUGAUCGAGUGCAACGUGACGGGGGUCCGCAGUGAUGUCAGGUGGUACGGUCCUGGCGGACAUCUGCUGGUCGAGGUCCCAGGUGGUAAGUGGCUUAUCGAGGAGACGGGGGAACUCAACAUCACGGCCGUCUCCUUCGAGGACCGCGGCGGCUACACGUGUGUGACGGAGGGCGGCAACUACAGUGUGACCAUCCGCGUGGCCUACACCCACAGCGGUCUGGGCGUGUACUACGUGGGCGUGUGCCUGGCCGCCUUCUCCAUGACCAUGGUCCUCAACAUGGCCCUGCUGGGCAUGGUCCGGAGCCACCUGAAGAAGACGGAGCGGGCCAUCAACGACUUCUUCCGCACUGAGGGCGCCGAGAAGCUCCAGAAGGCCCUGGAGAUCGCCCGCCACAUCCCCAUCGUCACGUCGGCCAAGACGCUGGAGCUGGCUAAGGUCACGCAGUACAAGACCAAAGAGUUUGCGCGGCACAUGGAGGAGCUGGCCCGCAGCGUCCCGUUGCCACCGCUCUUACUCAACUGCCGCGCCGGCGGCGAGGAGGCGGGUGGCGGCGAGCCUGCACAGAGUGGGAGGGAGGUACGUGACGACGGGGCGGCCGCAGCGGGGUUGAUGGCGGGGGGUGAGCGAGGAAGCGAGGAAGACCGCGCGGAUGUGUCGGUUCACUCGGCGUGAAGAGGACGAGGCUCUCGUCAACGAACUUUGAUUAACAAGCAUACAGUCGUGCUUUGAAAUGAAUGGAAAUGCAACUAAUACAUUCCAGCGCAACCAAAAAAACACUCACAACGAUGAGAAAAGUUGCACUCUACGGUCAUUUUCCUGAUCAAAACAUACAGUAAUAAAAUGGUUAGAUUGAAUGUAAAGAAUUAAAGAGUUUGUGCAUCAUGAUAAUUCAAUGGGCAUUGUGUUGCUCCUUCUGGUGUGCACGCCUUGGCCAUGGGGGCAAGUUCAACCUCAAUUCCAAUGAAGUUGGGACGUUGUGUUAAACAUAAAUAAAAACAGACUACAAUGAUUUGCAAAAUUAUUUUCAACCUAUAUUUAAUUGAAUACUCUACAAAGACAAGAUAUUUAAUGUUCAAACUGAUCAACUGUAUUGUUUUUAGCAAAUAAUCAAUAACUUCGAAUUUUAUGGCUGCAACACGUUCCAAAAAAGACCUGUAUCCCAUUGAAAAUGGGUGGCGCAUUAUGAAGCGUAAAAUACGACGGCGGAGACCCCGGACUGUUGAACAGCUGAAGCUGUACAUCAAGCAAGAAUGGGAAAGAAUUCCACCGACAAACCUUCAACAAUUAGUGUCCUCAGUUCCCAAACGUUGAUUGAAUGUUGUUCAAAGAAAAGGUGAUGUAACACAGCGGUAAACAUGACCCUGUCCCAGCUUUUUUGGAACGUGUUGCAGCCAUACAAUUCUAGGUUAAUGAUUAUUUGCUAAAAACAAUCAAGUUGAUCAGUUUGAACAUGAAAUACCUUGUCUUUGUAGUGUAUUCAAUGAAAUAUAGGUUGAACCUGAUUUGCAUUGUAUUCUGUUUUUAUUUAUGUUUAACACGUGCCAACUUCAUUGGAAUUGGGGUUGUAUGAUACUUGUGUUCAAAUUUAAGUUCAAAGGUUUAUAAUUACCUUGACAUCGGUGCUAGUUUCGUUAGCCCGUUUAUGGUGUUUUGUAUUGUGUGAUAGCAUCAAGCUAGCGGACCUACGUAAGUCAACGGUAAUGUGGUUUGAAUAAAUACACAAUUUGUAAUUGUCGUUGCUUUGUGUUCAGUUUUACAGGAAACUUGCAGCAGGAGUGACAAAAAAAUGGCUCAAAGCAUCUUUUUUUUCCGAAGACGUGUUCACUACCUGCCAAACUGCUGUUUGUUGUGAAGUUCGCUGCUUCGAGCUAGAGCGCGUAACUCAAAAAGAUUAGGAGUUUUUCCUUAUAAAUAUACGACUUGUGGAGGGGGAAAAAAAUACUUCCUUAAAAAGUAAAUACAAAAUUAAAAUGAAAAUAAAAAAGCUACAUACUGGAUGUUUUGUGUUCUUGAAAAUAUGACUUUAUUCUUGUAGAAUUAGUUGUCCUUUUUUUCUUUCCCCAACAAAAGAUUUUUUCAAAUGUAUUAGGGUGAUUUUAUAAUGUAA
This is a messenger RNA of Phycodurus eques (leafy seadragon), 2343 nucleotides long. Its product is annotated as microfibrillar-associated protein 3-like. The coding region runs from base 87 to 908 and encodes 273 amino acids. The transcript is spliced from 3 exons. The record is from RefSeq and is a predicted model, not a curated record. Lineage: Eukaryota; Metazoa; Chordata; Actinopteri; Syngnathiformes; Syngnathidae.